This is a messenger RNA of Somion occarium, 3003 nucleotides long. The record is from the annotation of a GenBank genome assembly. NCBI's taxonomy places the organism in Eukaryota, Fungi, Basidiomycota, Agaricomycetes, Polyporales, Cerrenaceae.
UGCAACCGGCGUUGAGUGCAACGUCGCCAUUUUCUCUUGGAACAUGGAGGGAUUGCAUUAUUUCUUGAUUCUAAAGUUUGAUUGGUUUACAGUAUUCCAAGCCCCUAGCCGCCUUCAUCGGUCGAUUCGAACUUAAGCGAGGAGGCUGUCCAUGUACCUUCAUUGUUCGAUUGUCUUGCUUGGGCCUUGUGGCAUACACUGUGGCCCAAAUUUGUAUAAUUAUAAAUACAUGACUGCCACUAACGGCAAACCUGCCUUUCAAUCCAAACUUGCACCAUGUUGAACGAAACAACUGAUACUUCUCUUUCACCUUUACUAGACGGCCGUACAAGAUAUGUCGGCCAGCAAUGGCUCAGAGACCCUAAUGGACCUCUAAUAUCCAAGCCUCCACCCUGUGGCGUCCGUACACCUAACGGGAUCAUAUGGGGCCACGACCUCAAGGAUUUCAUGUGGAUCCAGCGCAUUCCCAACGCCGAUAUAUUCACCAUAUGGUCUCGCAGUAUGGUCAAAGAAUUUGGGGAAAACUACGUUGCGGACGAGUGGGAACACGAGGACGAACGACAGCUUCCUCGAUGCCGUUUCCCUUGGCCCGUGUUGAAGCUACCCAAAAAGAUAAUGGAUCUAGGACUGCAUGGCACUCGAAUUGGAAUCAUCGACGAAGGAUGCGACAAACAUCGUCACCCUGAUUAUGUUCCCAAAUACCGCCAGGAUGUUAACGAAUAUUCUGCUUCCAUAUCUGAGCCCUCGAGUGCGCAGCGCAAUCCAGCGGUCGAUGCCGUCAGACAACGCCUUUUCCCAAUGAUGGUCGAUUCCGAGAAGGUUUUCGUUGCGAAUGACGAGAAAAACCCUCUCAUCUCGUCUCUUGGCUUCCCUUACACGCUGCUCUGGGCGCCUGAAAUUCGAGAAAGUAUUGCUCUUGUUCGAGGAUCAGUCCGCAACAACACACCUCUGAAUGUGCUCUAUGACACCUCUGGAUUUCCUAUGGGAAUGGCAGUGGGCCAACCAGUCCUCUCCGAAUAUGACGACGUUGGGCUUAUUCUAGAUGCGGUCGGUGUUGUGGAGUUGCCACAUUCUUCCAAAGGAUCUACCAUGGAGAAUACAGAGGAUGCAGACAUUGAGGGCGAAACUGAAUGUUCGGCUCCCUUGGCUGAUCACCCUGCCGACGAUCUUUCGGCCCUUUGCGCUAACUCUACUUUUUCGCGCGUUCCGACUACUGACAGUUUCCCAGAUGUACCUAUUCCGUCUGCCGGUGAGGCUCCUAUGGAAGUUGACGCGUUAGACGAGACGGCACACAGCGGUGGACAUGAAGUGACAACAUCGUCCGAUGUCGAUGUGCCUGUCGAAGCACAACCUCCAUCCGAGGUUUCCACGACCGGUACUCUAGAGUUGCCUCAAGCCGAGGCACCACAGAAUACAGAGAGUCCCGAAGACGGCUCUGCUACAGCUACUCUGGCAAAAGUCGACCUGGAUUCGAACCCGAAUGAUCUGACCCCAUUCUCUGAGAUGAUAGAUCUAUUCUCUUCACGCCCUGUAGACGUUCCUCGACCCAUCGAUUCAGGAGACGCUAAUUCUGACAACUCUCAGCCGUGGCUUAUAAUAUCUGACAAAGUCUCUCAGUCAGCUACUGGUGGGAUUCCUUCUACAGAGAACUCAAACGAGAGCUCCGUCUUACACAUGCAGGUAGACUCUUCUGAAGCGCCCUCCGACGGAGAUACUGUAUUGACACGUAACGCUGACGCUGCCGCGGCAAACCCGCAGACUACCCUUCAGCAAACUUCCGCAGGAGUAUCAGAGACGCCACCUACUUCUAACGACAAUGUCCCAGCCUCAGCCUCGACGGCGGAAGAAUACCCUCCAGCGAGUCGCAAGCCACCGUAUGACUCUCCUUACUCUGUUAAGGAUAUCCCCAAACUCGAAGAGUUCAUCCCGACUGCUUUCUUCCCUGAUAUUCUCAUCGUGCAUGACCCCCACCAUGUCACGCUCGAUUGCAAAAACUCAGAUGCUCAUGAACGUGGCAUGGACGACAACGACGUGCCAUUUGAACGUACCAAGAGGUAUGUCCGCAUGUUACCAAAAUUACCUGGCGAAGCAAGGGCAGAAAAUCCUGUAACGAAGAAACCGGAAGACUCUCCCCGUGUGGCACACCUUUAUUUACACAAACAGAACACUCUGGGCGCAGGCCACCAUUCUGAUGUAUACCGUGCUCCUCUGACCCUUCCGCCACCUCUUUCUGCUCAUUCGCGCAAUGGCAAUGUGGUGGUUGCUGCCAAGACCUCUUUAGCCCGUCGCUCCGCCCGUGAGCUUCUUCAGAAUGAGGGUCUCAUUUAUAGCAAAUUCCCAAAGCACCUCAUGGAGGAUUGGUGUGGGUACAAUAUCGUUGCACCUAUCAAACACCCGGUGCCUGUUGGGCCUGUGGUUCCAAAGUUCUAUGGAUAUUACUUACCAGAGGGUGUCAGCUCGAGUGGAGCUCUGGAUAAUUCUACAGCUAGUCCCAUUCUCCUGCUCGAAGAAUGCGGAGAGCCUGUACAGCCGUCAAAGUUUACACUAGAUGAUAGAUCGGAAUGUUACUCACUUAUGCUUCGUCUCCAUCUCGCCAACUUCGUACAGGGUUCUUCCUACGUUCGCAAUAUCGUGGUUCAGCCUGGUCCUCUUACCGCUCCGCCCGAGAAACGCUCUAAGAAGACCCCUAGCUUCCGCAUUAUCGACUUUGGUCGUGGGGAUACGUGGGCCACGUUCGUCGGAACGAACCCUGACCAGGAAAGAAAGGAAAGGAAGGUUCGCGAGUGGUGGACAUAUAUUAAUGACGAAGAUAAGAAGGCACAGGACGAGUUACGAGUCGAGGAGUUUGUUUUCUGAGCGUCGCUCUGACGAUUGAUUUCACCAAAGUGAAAUUAUUACUUUUUUUUCUUCUCAAUGUCUUCUGCGUUACUAUCACUAUGUUACAUAUUUCUGUAUGUCCAAUUUACCCCGGCAGUCUCGGGGACUUUCCAAUGCUGAGGCUGU